CCCAUCUAUUGACCUCGACUGAAUAGGGCGGUGCGUGCGUUCUCAAGGGAAAAGAUUGAAAGAUCAAAAUAUCAAGAGCGCGCUGAAAGAACAACCUAAGAACAAACUCAAACUAGCCCCGAGAAACCUGCACUGCAUUGGCACCUUCCCACUCCCGCCCAACUUUGCGCAUUUCUACUUCUGCAUGUUCUAAAGAAAGCAAUUUGGUUCAAAGCCUCUCAAAGUCGAACCGAAGCCUGCUGAUUUCUUUCCUUUUUCUUUUUCUUUUUUCCCACCCACGCCACCAACCACCCACCUAACGCCAAAAGAGUUCUCCUGCUGAGUUCCAUGUUGAAUUGAACGCCCAAGUUUGUUGACCACAACCAAACACCGAACAGAACUUCUCUUUACACAAGAAACAAUACUUGAGAUAUUCUGUAAGAAAGAUAUCAAGAAAGCCUGAUUCAACAAACGAUCAAGAUCUCGACCUUGUUCGUUUAAAACCGACAUUCGUUUGUACACACACUCCCUUCUUAUUUCGAUCGAGAAGGAUUCUUGGAUACACCUCCUUUCUUUGUAAUUUCUGCUGGCCCAUCGGGAAGAUCCUUCAACAUUCAACCUUUCCUUUCCAGCUCUUUCAAACUAACGACACUCAAUACCUUCACGAUAACAUUCCAUGAAUUUUGAACUUCCACGAAUUGAUCUGAGGUUGCCUUUAACUGUUUUUCGAUCACUUCGAGGAAUUGGGCGCGUGUGUCCUUGAUCUAUUUCCAUCCUUUCUUCCACAUUACGAACCUCUUACGAAUUCCGCAUUCCAGAACAUCAACCACAACCGCCUUGGCUGACGUAGCAGAUGCUAUUGGAGUUAUAAGAUUUUUUUUAAUUUGGGCUUGUUUCUAUUGUCGCUAUGGACCACUCCUAUAGUGGUUCCGGGCGAAAGCCCCCUCACAUAACAGUCAAUUCGGGCAGCGGUGCAGAUCUGUUGGAUUCAUCUACUACUUCUCCUGCUACUGCAGGAACUCCUGGUCAAUCGAGACAGUUAAUUCCGCCGCCGAGACCACCGGCUACCGGUUCGCAACAGUCACUAAUGACUACUCCUCAAAUGUAUGGCUCACCCGAUGUAGCUCAGUCCAAUGAAAUGCUACUUCCUCCUGCGAGAUCGCGGACUACAGCGAACAAUCAAUCAUCAUCAUACUCCGAUUACCCUUUACCUUCUCCUUCGGUAUCGGGAUUCUCAUCACGAAGAACAAGUUGGAGCUCAGAAGCGGGAAGUCGAGACAGCCGAGCGGGACCAUUUGGCUCACCUUUUGAUGAUUCGAGAGCUUCUUCCAGAGCAGGCGACAGUGACGAUGAGAAUAUAAAUACACAAACUGUCUCCGAAAAAUAUAAUAUCAUGCCAUCUGCAGGAUUGUUACUUUUUCCAGAGGAUGUCGAGAAAGAUGAUUACCUUCACAACCCGGACCCAAGUGACAAGGACUUAGAUAAGUGCGACAUAUGGAACAGGAGAGGUCUUACAAAUGUGGGAGGCUUAGUUUUCAUCGUCUUGGGCGUGCUGGCCUUGUUUGUAGCAUAUCCAGUGGUGUAUGUUUAUUUUGUUGAUGUUUGGGAGAGCUUCUGCUAACAAUCGCAUAGUACAUUUGUCAAAGGCAAAAUAGAUCCGACUCACGGAGCUUGCGCGGCAGCAGUAGAUUGUUUAUCCAUCAAAAUUCCCCUUCUCAAGAAUGUGAGGACGGGUCUCAUAGAUCCGGAUACCCCAGACUCUGUCAAAUCUAAAACUGCUCAGGACGGUACGAAGUUGAAGCUGGUGGUAGGUUCAUCACAUAAUGUAGCGCUGCAUCUAAUACUAACAAACCAUAGUUUUCUGAUGAAUUCAACACCGACGGUCGAACUUUCUAUGAUGGUGAUGAUCCAUUUUUGCAAGCCGUGGAUAUCUGGUACGGUGCCACUCAGGAUUUAGAGUGGUAUGAUCCAGAUGCUGUGACAACUGGAAACGGUACUCUGAACAUAAAAUUCGACGCUUUCCAAAGUCAUAACUUGAAUUACCGCUCGGGAAUGGUCCAGUCGUGGAAUAAGUUGUGCUUCAAAGGUGGUCGCAUAGAAGCUAGUAUUUCAUUACCGGGACGAGGAGAUUGGCCUGGUUUCUGGCCUGGUUUCUGGAGUAUGGGUAAUUUGGGAAGGCCAGGGUAUCAAGCUACCACGGAAGGGAUGUGGCCGUACAGCUAUUGGGAUAAAUGCGAUUACGGGAUUACGGCAAACCAGAGUUCAUCAGAUGGUGUCAGUUGGCUGCCUGGUAUGAAGCUGCCAGCUUGUACCUGCAAGGGAGAAAACCACCCUUCAUCUGGCAAUUCUCGGUCGGCACCUGAAAUCGACGCAUUAGAAGCCACUAUUGGGUUCAUGAAGACAGACUGGGGAGGAGCUACGGGAUCCGCGUCUCAAUCAUACCAAAUUGCUCCCUUCGAUAUAUUCUACAUGCCAGAUUACAAUUAUGUUGAAGUGUAUGAUAACGAACAGAGCUCCGUAAACUCCUACCGUGGUGGGAAUUAUCAACAGGCUAUGUCUUCGAUAACUUGGCUCAACAAUGACUGGUAUGAUGGUAAUGGAUAUCAAACGUAUGGAUUCGAAUAUACCCCUGGAGCCACGGGGAAGGUCACAUGGUUCGUCGGUGAUCAGUACACUUGGAAAAUGGAUGCCCGGGCUUUGAGGCCAAACGGAAAUAUAGGUCAACGAACGAUGCCUGAAGAGCCCAUGACGGUCAUCAUGAAUUUGGGAAUGGGUACCAGUUUCUCGGAAGUUAUGAUGCCUAACUUGAACACUUUGUUUCCUGCUACUAUGCGUUUCGAUUACCUCCGAAUAUAUCAACCAGAAGGAUCCGAAUCGGUCACUUGUGACCCUGAGGGAUAUCCCACCACCGAAUACAUCGCACAGUUCCCAAAGGCAUAUGUAAGUUUAUAGUUUCCUUUCUCACGAGAAGAAUGUUGCUGAUCAAGUUAGGACAACCAAAACCAUACUUCUUGGUCAGACGCUGGCUAUUCGUGGCCCAAAAAUUCUUUCGUCGAUACUUGCUAGAGACCCUCCAUUUCUUUCACAAACUUUUUGUAUAAAAAGAACGUACAUUGCUUUGCAAAAUCGCAAAAGCGAAUCAUAUACCCCUCCAGACGUGACACGAUUGUCAUGCGCCAAAGGACAUAUAGAAGGCGGUCGGAUAUAGCGGCGCCUGGCGAUUUCAAUUCAUCUUUUCUUCAACAUAUAUUACAAAAGAGGGCGCGUCUUUGUUAUUAAUCUUGUUUCCUGGCUCCAAAUACACAAUUGCAUAGCGGCGUCGGCGUUUUAUUCUUCUCAGCAUCGAGCGUGUUCAUCGAUUUGGCUUUCUAGCUUUUCACCGACUAGUUGGUUACAUUCAAAUUGCAUUUUGAAGUCUUUGUGCUAUUGCUGUUGUACAAAAUACCACUGGUUCAUAUUCUGCACGUUUUUAGUAAGAUUUGGGGUUUUGAGUGGAUGAUGGAUGGAACGGAUUGUUCUUCGUAAAUCGAAUAUUGCGUUUAAUCUUAGAGGAGGACAUCAUGGAGCUCUAGACGGGUAUCCUUACCAGAACAUAGGAAAGAGGAUUCAGAGGACGGAGGGAGGAUAAAUGAAUGAAUGGAUUGACUUUAUUGACUAAUUGACUUAACUGAUUGGAUCGGAUCGAUUGGUUUGGCUUGGCUGGCUUGGUCUUUGGUUUGAUAUUGUAUUUGGUUGGAUUUUGCGAUGCGGACGGGGUUCCUCUGAUCGAUCUCAAUAUGAUUUGUUUAGGACGAAUAGGCUAGCAUUAGACCAAUGAGUGCCAAAGAGAAAGUCGGAAGGGAGGCGAAAAUGGGAGAUGGGGCACUGAGGAUGGUUGAGAAGCGAGAAGUGGGAACCCAUAAGAGGUGUAUAUACCAAUAGUGAUACCAAUUUCA
Messenger RNA from Sclerotinia trifoliorum, 3914 nucleotides. Lineage: Eukaryota; Fungi; Ascomycota; Leotiomycetes; Helotiales; Sclerotiniaceae. The record is from the annotation of a GenBank genome assembly.